AUUGUUAAAUUUUAAAAUUAAUUUCAAUUUAAAUAAAUUAAAUUAUUAAAUAAAAAGUGUUUAUAUGUGUUAAUAGUGAAUGAAAAGUGUUUACGUGACAAUAGUGAAGUGAGUGAAUUAUUUUUAGAGCAUCAGUGAAGCAGAGAUUGUAAAGAAUGAAAAAAAAAAAUGGCGGUGGUGAGUGUUGUCAGUUUAAAAAUUCCCAAUUUAUUUUAUUUCAUUUUAAUUUUUGAGUUUUAUAAAUAAAUUGAUUGAAUAUUUUGAUUUUGAAAAAAUUGAACGACUCUAUAGAAAAGUGAAAUUUAUCUUAAAUCACUAAAUUAUUAUUAAAUAUUAGACAGAGGAAAUUUCCAUAAAUAUGAACAGUGGCACUAAUAGGGGACAGUUUGUAAUUAGCUAUAGAAUUAUUAGAUUUAUCAUAAAUUUGAUUUAAAGCAUAGCUUCUGGUUGGUCGAAAUUUAAAAAAUUUUAAUCUGAACUCAACAUUUCGAAUUCGGGUAGUGUUAACUUUGCAAUUAAUUGCAAUUAAAGUAAAAUAUCAAUUUAAAUUAAUUUAUUAAGUGAAAAGUGUUAUUAAGUGACAACAGUGAAGUGAGUGAAUUACUUUCAGUGCAUAAGUGAAAUAAUUAAGUGUGAAAAGUGAAAAAAAUUUGAAGAACAUUCGAUCUUGUGAGCCAAUUCUGAAACUUCCUGCUGUUUUUGAGCUCAGAAAGCUAAAAAAUGUCAUUAUUGGAAAACAUUUGAGCUCUUGGAGCCCAAAAAUGGUUGGAUAAAAAAAAUAUACAUUUCAUUGAAAACAAGUAAUUUUGUACGAUGAUAUGUUUGGAAAAAAUUGAUCGAGGAUUUACGAUGUCAGUAAAAAUCAAGGCGGAAAUCUGUUAAAAUAAAAUAAUAAUGGACAAUUUAUUUCGCUGAUAACGUCUUACGCAAUGUUAAAGGUCACAUCAUGAGUUAUCGGGAAUCGGUUAUCAGAAUAAUUGUUUUUAAUUAUGAAGGUUGAAUCGCAAUAACAUGGUUACUAUAAAUAUCGCAUCUUAUGAGCACAUGACUCAAAUUCAAUUCUGUACUUGGCCUGCUGAUACUUGGAUCGCCAUUAAAACAGUCAAAAUGUCGAAAAAAAUUUUGUUAUUGCUGUCAAUUUUCUUGACGAUCGUACUUUAUUCUAAUGCAGAUGACCCGUGUGCAGACAAAUGGUGUCAUCCCUAUAUGGGUUACUACUGUUGUCCCUAUUAUUCUUGUAGCAAUUACUGGUUCCAAGGUAUUUGCUCAAAAAUGCCAGGACUCGGCGCUCACCGUGACCAAUGGCGAUGGUGCAAUGACAGGCAACUUGUAAAUUAACCGCUGCGUCUUGUUGUUCUGCAGAACAUAUAUGCGUAUUAAAAGAUGCCGCCACCUGAUCGUCAGCGUUAAAACAGGCCUUUAAAAAAUGGCCUCAAUAUUAGGGGACGGCACAGGUCCCGGUGGUCCAGGAUCAACAAGGUGCCUGCUCCUUCUGCAAAGAUCCCUGGCCAUCCAAUUAAGUCGCGGACCUACGCCUAUGGUCCUUGCUACCAUCCAACAUGACACCAUCAAGGAACACCCAGCAGACGAGAUGUGGAUGUACGACAAGGGCUACAAUCUCUUCCAGAGCUUCUUGGAGGCUAAUUCCAAGUGCUGGUGGAAUGCAGCAUUGGUAGACGCAACUCGUCAAUUAAGAUACAAAGGACAUGUAUCACCAGGUGUUUUGAUGGUCGGCGGACCACCUUGUGCCUUGGAAGUACUUAGAGCAGCUUGGUCUCGAAAUGUCUUAAGACCACCAGCUGAUCAUGCCAUCACAUGCCUUGGUGACAUUGAAGACUGUUUAGUAGCCCCAGUGUCUCAAGGACAAUUUACACCGUUACCAGAAGCACUUUGUUGGGCAAUACUAGAGUUAACGUCCCAACGACAGGCCGCAACACUGGACACCCUGCGUUCGGCGCUGAGAAAUGCAUUUCCCACAAUGCAGCGACCAAACCGCGAACUCGUCUACGACGCUCUGGCGAAACUGAUGCAGGAGCGUAAAAUUUAUCAUACCUCGCAGGGCUACUUCGUGGUGACACCCGAGACUAAAAGAUUGAGACGGGAUUCCAGCGGCUCGCGGAGAAAUUCUCGCGAGGUCGGUAGCUGUCGCGGGCAGGGCAUGCUCAUGAGCAAUGACGAAGCAAUGGCGCUUGUACAUGGCGAGAUGCUCACCCUCAGGGACGGUAAUGUGACGCAUCAAGCCGUACAAACUAAUUUAGCGGACGUUAUUUGUGGAGGAAAUCCGAAUGAUAAAAUUCUAUUCGCACGAUGUCGUUCAGUACCCGGUCGUUUAGAACGAAGGCAUUCGUUGCGACUGUGGGGUUCAGCUCGUCGACUUCACAGGAGCGGAAGUUCACGAUCACUGCCAAGAAGACCGGAACGAAGUGACACCUCGUCAAGCGCCGAGUAUGCGAGCACUGAUAGCGCGCCUCACAGUCCCACUAGUCUUUCUGGAUUGUUUACAGAGAAGAUAGGCUUACUAUCAAGGCUCUUUCGGCGCAGUAGUCGGAGAAAGGGUGCACCGUUGAUGGGCACUUUUAGUGCUCAGUAUCCGCCAACAGAAUGGUUCAACCCGAGGGUCGUUCAUCUCCACAGUGUGGCAACGCAGACCCGAGCAGUCAGUCCAUCGAUGAUGGAAGGGUUAGACCAGUCACAGGCCAGUUUCCAAGUAUGGGACGACUCGAGUUCCGUGCGAUCAGCAACGUUACCCCGGCGACAUCGCCGUCAACCGAGCGGUGACUCAACCAGUCUGCUUGCCAACUCAACCCCGCGUAGCUCGCGACGUCAUCGUUCCCCAUGUUCAACUCUCCCGCGUUCUAAAUGCUCGAGUCUAAGUCGCUGUACGUCCCGUGCUUCUGUGCUGCCGCCCAACACCGCCAUAAAUUCCGAUCCGUAUCACCAAUCCCGUCCCCAACUACCCAAUGGCAAACACUCCAGCAAUUCAUCGCCGAGUCGUAGCGGCGGUAGUUCUGGUUCUGUCCGCGUAACUACCAUCACCUCCACAAAUAAUAACAACAAUAGUCCAAAUAAUAACAAUCACACAAAUAAUAACAACAGUCUUCAUCAUCACAAUAAUAGCAAUAGCAAUAGUCCAAGCCCAGCAAAGACUGCAACACUGGGAAGGUCAAGCACUCGGCAUAGCUCCAGAAGACCAAGUCACGACUCAACUGGUAGCGGCACCAAGUCUUCGAAUAGUUCACCCCAACAUAAGAUACUGCAGAAGACAUCGUCAAUGCAUUCAUCAACUCAUCUAACGGCUAAAUCCGUGUCCAGUGGUAAAUUAUCAUCAACGUCAUUAUCAUCAUCCCCGCUUAAGACAUCAAUUACCGCGGCUGCCAAGUCAUCGCCGCUAAAGGUCAUACAGCAGGGAUCAUUAACGCCGCUUCAGGAAGCCCAGAAUUCAAUCACUCUGCAAGUAUCAACGAAUCUGAGUCCCGUGAGUCCCCCGCAGGAGCGCGGCAGCAUUUCAAGCAGCGUUACGCUCGCCUCGAAUGCCUCGAGCACUACGACCAUCAGCGGAUCACCCGGGACUAAGAUUUACGUCCAUCAAAACAACUCGCCAAUGCGCUCGGUGAUUACAUUCGAAAAUGGCACUACCAAGAGCAGCAUCAUUGACAAUAAGGAGGAGAAAAUUUGCAGCAAAGAGAAGCAGGAGCUGGUGAGCGAGAAGGUGCAGAAAGCGAUGAUGAUGGAGAAAGAGAAACUGCUCAGCAAGGGGGAGGACGAUAAGCCCAUAAAGAAAGUUAAUGACGACGAGUGGAAGAUGAUGAAGAUCGAGAGACCCUCGUCGCUCUACACCAGCAGCAAAGACGGCAAGUCCGAAUCAGACAAAGAGAACAAGCCUAAAGUUGAGGAAGAGAUGCCCAAUAAGUUGAAGCUGACCAAUCGGCUGAAUAAUAGUCAGGCGCAUUUGAUCGACGGCUCGAGUAACAACAUCGACAAAUGUACCAACGGGUUGUCUAACGACCACUCGGCAGUCGUUACCGGUUCCGCGAUCAAGAACACCAAUGACGCGAUGAACAACUCACGGAAGUUGAGUCUCUCGCUGUCCAAGGACGCGCUGAGCUUCAGAAACCUGCUGCACCCUGGAUCUAAGAACAACAUCGCCUCGAACCCGCCCUCGCCUACGAAAUCCUUCGACGGGUUCGGGGGAUCGUAUAACAACGUUUACAUCGAGAACCUGGACAACAUUAAAUCCCGACGCGCGCCCCAGGGAUCGGAACCGAACCUGGACAAAAGCAUGAGUCGCGCGGAUCUGUACUCCUACCCAAGCCUCAGUGACAUGCAGGUACAAUUCACGAGCUUGGCGGCCCAGAAAAUCCUUAAAGGCUGUCCUAUCAACAGCGUCGACACUCUCGUUGAAGUUAAUAUGGCGGCUGAUAAACCUAAUAAUCGUGAUGUUACCGUACAUACUGAUUUUGGUCUUGUUUAAAUUAUUUUUCAUUACUUAUAAAUUAUAUAUAUUGAUAUUUUGAUUUUUUAAAUAUUAAAAAAGAAAUAGAAUUUUGGGUUAUGUUUGUAGUUUGCUCCACGAGCCAUAGGCGCCUGCAGCAAACGAGUCGACAAGACCCAUUUUUAUUACUGUUUGCUUUAAGCAAAUGAUUAUUUUAAAAAUUACCAAUUAAAAAAUCAAAAUAUCAAUAAGUAUUAAAAAAAAUGAACUAAAAUUGAAACGAAAAUUUAACCAAAAUAUUGUUUAUUGUUUAUUUUUGUUUCUUUUGUAAGUCAGUAAGCAAAAUGAGCUUAGUAGAUAGUAAAAAAAAUUCGUCUCAUCAGAGUAAAAAAAAGUUAACGAAGGAUCAAAAAAAUUAGGCAGUGAUUACAACGAAUAAUAAGUAAACUAAAAAUUAAAAAAAAAAAGUAUUCACUAGUUUAACUAAUUAAUGGCCUGUAAUAUAUUUUAUACAUAGCGAUCGAGUUAAAUAGUGUGUCACGAACGAAAACCGGCCCGUAUAUUGAGUACAUCAAUCAAAUUACUAUUUGUAAUGAGUAAAAAUAAAAAAAAAAAUUAAAUACGUAAUUUGCCAUGAUUUCGACUUUAUUUGGCUCGUAAAAUAUCUGAUUUAUAUUUAAUGUAUAUUUAAUUUGCGAAAUAAAGUUAAAAAUAGAAUUUAAAAAAAAAUGAUUGUUAAAUAAUUUACUGUAGAUAAAAAAUAAACUCUGCUUAAUUAUUGUUGUUAAUUAAGUAGCGGAGACAUCUGAAUCAUCGAGCUUCCUCGCAGUUGAUCAAGGCCUCUCGGGGCUCAAUAUAAACUUCAAUUAAAAACUCUUAAAUAAAUAUUGUUAAUAAUUAAUUAACGAAUACUAGUGUCAGUGUCAUUAUCUAAAUUUUAUUAUUAUUAAUUAUUGUUAUUAUUAUUAUAUAUAUAUAUAGUUUUUUUUAAAUAAAGAAAUUUAUAAAAGACUGUUCGCAGCUUUGCAUCGCUUUACCGUGUUAAAACGAUUUGCUAAAGCAAAUUUAUUUUUUAUGGCAUUUAAAAUUUAUUAAUUUUACUGAUGUAAUUAUUGAAUAAAUAUCUGAGAGUCUCGUUAGGCCUUGAAGAUAAAUAAAUUAACGGUAAAGCGUGUACUGUAAGAAAAAAGCAACGAGUAUCUGCCUACGAUUAUUAAUUAUAAACUUUAAUUUAAAAGUCACUUAAAACUUUUUUUCUUUCGCAAUUAAAAAUAAAUAAUACUGAAGUUAACAGACUAUUUAAAAUUUUCGGAUUUUUUUUCAACGACUCAACUGUAAAAAGAAUAAAAAUUCAAAAUAUGCACAUAUAGAAAAUUGAAAAAACUAUAUGUGCAAUUUUUUAAAAUAUUUUUUUUUCUUGUAAUUUAUCAGUUUAAAAAAAUCCUAAAGUUCUUAGACGUCGGCUAGCCAGUAUCGUUUAAAAAAAAUUAAUUUUCCAAUUUCAUAAAUUAUUAAAAUUUUUUUUAUUUGAAAAAUUUGACCGGUGAAUAUUUUAGAAUGGAUUUUAGCUGAAAUAAUUUCUAAAUAUUAAUUUAAAAAAAAAAUUAGUUUUAAUUAAAACGCACUAUUGCAGUGCAAUCAUAAUAAUAAAAAAAAAAUUCCAAGUGCCAAAACAGUAUAAAUUAAUUCGAUCGCCUCAACAAAAACGGCCAGCGCAUCGAAUCCUAAAAAAAAAUUUAAUACCAACAAUAAAACUGCGAUUCCGUUGCUGUCCCAAGUAGCACAUUUGCCUUUGUGACCUAUAAGAUAUCAGUUUUUAGGCUAUACUUUUUGACAUAUCGAUAAGGCACCAAUAUGUUGACAAAACGAUCAGAAAUUUAUGUCACCAAAAAAACAUCUACCUGAAAGACUUGGCACAAGUGAUGACAAAAAGUAAAUUACAAAUAGUGGUAAGAUAAGUCUAUAUGACUUUUUAAUUUAAAUAAGACAGAAAAAACAACACAAAUUUUCUCUGUCUCUGGUUCCGAACAUUUGCAUGUCUUAUUUAUACCAAAAAAAGAUAACUGAGACAAAAAAAAAUUUGUCAUCCUUUUUCAAGACAUCUUAAAGUUGUCUCUGUGCUACUUGGGUGGGACCGUGUAUUUUAUGGAUCUAUUUUAUCCUUUUUUAUUGAACCGAUGAGACAAAAAUAAUGAUUAGUCGUAAUAACAUUAACCGCAUUAUUAAAUAAUUACAUGAGUAUGUAAUUGGUAGUGUAAGAAAUAAAUUAAAAUUUAGGCGCUUUGUAAAUUUAUACCUCGCAUUUUAUAGAAUUUAUAUUGAUAAUAAUAAUAAUAAUAAUUAGUAGUAAGACUCAUUGUCUUUUGUCACUCACUAAAAUGUAUCGCAAAGUGACUAAUCUGUAAAGCCACUGCGUCAUUAUUAUUAUUAUACUUUCAUUAAUUAAUUAUAUUUUUCACUUACGAUACGAUUUAUUUUUAACUCUCAACUAACUUGUAGAAUUUUCCUUUCCAUUUAAUUGUAUAAUCGAAUUUGUCACAUAUAAAUAUAAUUAAUAAUGAUAAACAAAAU
This is a messenger RNA of Microplitis demolitor, 7003 nucleotides long. RefSeq names its product storkhead-box protein 2 (gene knockout). The record is from RefSeq and is a predicted model, not a curated record. Gene Ontology annotation, biological process: positive regulation of transcription by RNA polymerase II. Gene Ontology annotation, molecular function: DNA-binding transcription activator activity, RNA polymerase II-specific; RNA polymerase II transcription regulatory region sequence-specific DNA binding. Gene Ontology annotation, cellular component: nucleus; cytoplasm. The coding region runs from base 1427 to 4471 and encodes 1014 amino acids. The transcript has 12 exons. Lineage: Eukaryota; Metazoa; Arthropoda; Insecta; Hymenoptera; Braconidae.